Lactuca sativa (garden lettuce) is the source of this 1904-nucleotide messenger RNA. RefSeq lists its product as uncharacterized. The record is from RefSeq and is a predicted model, not a curated record. Lineage: Eukaryota; Viridiplantae; Streptophyta; Magnoliopsida; Asterales; Asteraceae.
UAUAUAGAGAGAGAGAGAGAGAGAGAGAGAAAGAGAAAGAGAGAUUGAGAGAGGAUAUGGAAGAGAUUAAUCACUUUAGUCAUGAAAAACAUCCAUUAAAGCUCAUAAACUCUGAGACGAUUGUAGGUGCUAGUUUCGGUGGUGGUGAAAAAAUAUCACAAUUCAUUGGCUGCAAUGCAUGUGAAAAACCCAUAUCAAUUGGCUUUACAUAUGGUUGCAUCCAAUGUUUUUACUUUCUGCAUAAAACAUGCAUACAACUUCCCCCUACUAUCAAUGACCCUUCCUUAUAUAAUCACUCUCUAACACUUACUCAUAUGACAAAUUACAGAUCAUGGAAAUGUGUGGUCUGUCGUAUUCGAAAGAAACCUGGGGUGUUUUCAUAUACUUUUGAAAAGGAUAAUAUAUACUUCUUUAAAGCUUGCAUUGAUUGUUGUGUUUCUAGGAUUACUCGCAAGGCUGAAGCCGACACCAUAAAGGAGGAGGCAAAGAUGAAGGUUGAACAUGAAGGUCAUCCACAACACACUUUAAGCCUUAAAUUAAGACCUGUUGCGGUGUUUUGUGAUGCUUGCAAAACUAAGGAUGAAGGCUUAUUCUAUGAGUGCAACAGCGGUGACUUCUGGAUCCACAAGACUUGUGCUUCCUUAACACAUACCAUCAACCUACCUCAUCACCCCAAUCACAAAUUGGUUCUCGUCUAUUCUCUUCCAGAAAUAUUCUUUAAUUUCUGGUAUUAUUGUGAAAUAUGCAAUGAAUACAUUCAGCAGAAUGAGUGGUUGUAUCAUUGUGCAAAUUGUAGAUAUUUUGUCCAUAUCAGGUGUGCCUUAAAUACAGAGCAAGCUUCUGGUAAUCUAAGAAAUGUCUCAAGUACUUCUUUUGUUGAUGAAGUCGUAGAGGACUUGCUGGAAUUUCCCAUGUUAGAGACAUUCACGGAUCCGUUAAAACUUCUACAUUUGGAUAAGACAACUGAUGAGAGUAAAGAAAUUAAACAUUGGAGCCAUAAUCAUCCAUUAAUCCUUAAUGUAGCUCAUCAUGGUAACAACACGCAUGGUAUCUUCUCUAGUGAUCCAAUAGAGGUAUGUCACGGCUGUGUACGACCGCUCUCCCUUCCAUAUUAUAGUUGCAAAGAUAGAUGCUCAUUCUCUCUCCACAAAUAUUGCGCCGAGUUACCACUCAAACUACAAUAUCCACUUCACCCAGAUCAUUCGCUUGUUUUGAUAAAUGCAGCGGGACAUGGUAUAAAAUAUAAAUGCAUUGGUUGUUUUAGCUACGGCAACAUGUAUUUGUACAUAUGUGAAAUUUGUGAGUUUUACCUUGAUGUCAAUUGUGCAUUUUUACCCCAAACCAUUAAACACAAAUCCCACAACCAUCCUCUUAUCCAAGUUAUAGAUCCCGAACCUCUUUGUAGCGCUUGCACCAAAUAUUUUGAAGGUAUAAGCUAUGCUUGUAAGCCUUGCGACUUCAUAUUAGACAUGUAUUGUGCAAUGAGGUCGCCACAUUCCCUUGAUCAUAAAUAUUGCAAAGGACAUAAAAUCCCAUUGAUGUAUCCCCCAAUCAUCGAUCAUCCAGAAGAUUUCUAUUGUGAUAUUUGUGAGGAAGAAAUGCACCCCAAGUUGCCACUCUAUUAUUGUCACAAAUGCAAAAAUUCUUUUCAUCUUGAUUGCAUUAGUCGAAUCAAUCGGCGAGAAAACAUGUUGUACAAGGGCACAAGAAAUGUUUCCUAUCAUAAACAUCCAUUAACAUUUGUUCGGAGAAAGAAAACGCCCAAGUAUGUGUGUUCUGUUUGUAAUCAAGAUAUUAAUGGUUAUUUGAGCCUCGAAUGUCGGGCAAGAGUGUGUAAUUUCAGUAUUUGUUAUGAAUGUCAUUUUAAGAAAUUAUGAAUCCUCAAUCAUGUCAUUGUUUCCAUA